UUUCCUUUUACACUUAGUAUAUAAAUAAUCAUUUUGUUAUUAUUAUUAAUUUUCAUUCAGGCAGUGGAACACCUGUUUGAAUAUGGUUUGGACAAAACACCAAAGAUCUGCCAGACAGACUUUUUAGAAGGCUUUAAGGUUCUCAGAGAGUUGUGUGAUUUCUGGCAGACCAAAGGCUCCAUUUCUGCAAAUCAAUGUCAAAGUUUGAAGAAUGAUUUAUCAACAAGCCUGCAUUACUUGAAGACACACAAUAAAAAUUGAACCUGAAGAGAGAAGACACGUGCCCUAACCACUGUAUCACAGGGCUCCUCAGAUGAUUGAUCUUAGAUACUCAGUGUACUACAGUUUGGUAGUAUUGUCUCUAAUUUUGUCCUCUUGUUUUCAUUUACAGGAAGGUAUGAAAUAAGCAUCUUGACCAUAACAGCUCCACCAGAAAACUUUAUGUGCAGAAAAAUUGAUCCUACUUGGGUGAAAGAAAUUAAGAAGGGAUUAAAGACAUCUCCAGUAAAUCACACUGUCAUCUUGCCAUGUCUUUUGCUGGGCGAUGAAGACUUUGAUGAGGCAAAACUGCCAACUUACAAAAUAGUUUCACUUGGAGGAAACCAUCUUCGAGUGGCCUGCCAGCAGCUUCUUCAGGAGUGUAAUGAAAACCAUUUGGAUUGUAUCAGAACAAUUCAGGUGGACUUAUAUCACAAAUUAUCCCUGCAUCAAGCACUGCAGUUGGCAAACAUUCAUAAUCUCAAAAAUGAAGUGUCACAGACAACCUUGCAAGAUCAGGUCAGGCAUGUAAGAAAAAAACUAUAUUCCAUGACAAAUACGCCAGAGGAUCAAGAACCCCCUAGUGAGCCUGAAAAUUUCAGGCGUGAAUGUCUCAUUGAACUAGCAAUGGAAAACUUAUUGACAAUCAAGCAUGCAUUGCAAAUUAAAGUAAUCAUUUUGAUCAGGUGAAAAGAAUUUUUUUUUAAAAAGUGUCCUUAUAUCAACAUAAACUUUACAGCAUGCAAGAAGUAUGAGUUUUCUGUUCAACAUGGCCAGUUAUCCAGCUGAUAACUGGAGAAGAUAUUUUAGAAAGUGGAGACAGGUGUUAUUGCUGCAGAGAAAUCUUCACAUCGUGCAAGAUCCAUAGGGAGAACAGUAAGUUGAGCAAGAAACUGUUGUUUAUGGAAAUAAUAGAUGAUUAGUUCAAAUUUAAAAUUUAUCUGAAGUGAACAAAAGUUUUGUUUGAAAAUCCAUACUUUACAAUGGUAAC
Lingula anatina is the source of this 1249-nucleotide messenger RNA. RefSeq lists its product as uncharacterized. NCBI's taxonomy places the organism in Eukaryota, Metazoa, Brachiopoda, Lingulata, Lingulida, Lingulidae. The record is from RefSeq and is a predicted model, not a curated record.